Messenger RNA from Naegleria gruberi, 2090 nucleotides. Its product is annotated as laminin A family protein. The record is from RefSeq and is a predicted model, not a curated record. Gene Ontology annotation, molecular function: glycerophospholipase activity. Gene Ontology annotation, cellular component: extracellular region. The transcript has a single exon. The coding region runs from base 10 to 2055 and encodes 681 amino acids. Gene Ontology annotation, biological process: phospholipid catabolic process. Lineage: Eukaryota; Heterolobosea; Eutetramitea; Acrasida; Naegleriidae.
UUCAUCAUCAUGCACAACAAUAAAACAUUUGCCUGUUGUUGUGCAACUCUCUUGGUGGUGCUAUUGAGCAUUUUGAUGAUCUCAUCGAGGGAUGCUCUCGUAUUUGGAAAGUUUAUCAUCAACAACAAAAAAGUAAUGCCAACCAUUACUUUUGAAGAGUUGAAAAAGUUAUUGCCAAAGGAAGAUUUGAGCAAGUUGAAGGCCGAAGCCUUGAUUAAUACAGUAUCUAUUUAUUGUUCAUCAUCAGCAUCAUCAACAAGUAAAUAUUAUUUGAAGGAAACAUCGACAUCAUUUACCUAUACAUUUGGUAAUUAUGAUUUUGAUAAAGCCAUCGCUGUUGGUAUUCUCUAUGAUGGUUAUUCACCAGUUUUGAAUAAUCAAACUGAUGCUGUUGAUGGUUGGAUGCGUUUGUGGGUCUCUACCUUCACCAAUGUUAAUAGAGAAUCAAGUGGUGUUGAUGCUUGUUAUAAAUCGGAAAUUAACAGACAAUAUGCUGCUGGUAUGGUUGAAGGUUUAUUGACACAACCACAAAUUUACAACUUUUUCCAAAAUCAAUAUAGUAAUUGGAAGUUUGCAAAGAAUAAUGUGGAUUUGAAGGCCAAGUUUGGUGACAAUAAUGAAUGGGUCAAGUCACACGAAAGAUUCAGGUCAUCUCAACAACAAGGAAGAAAUAGUUCUAAUUAUUAUUUCCCAUCUGCAUUGGUUGCCUACAUGCAAGACAAUUACAAUUGGUUGAAUCAACAAGUUGCUUCCAAUCCAACAUCUAAUUAUUGGAAACAAGUUGGUGGAACUUUGACUCAAUUCAAUGGUCUUGUUCAAGGUUAUACUAUUCGUGCCGAACAAGAAAAGAAUGAAGUUUAUGGAAGUUUGAAUUGGUUGGAUUUAUACUUUUUACAAGCUGCAGGUGAUAUGGAAACUUUGGAAACAGCUAUUAAGGAUCCAUCAACCACUACCAGAUCCAGAAAUAAUAAUAAUAAUAAUGGAAUUGUUCUCCCAGAUGAAGAAACCAUGACUGAUUGUAGUGCUCUCAUUAAGAUUACACCAGAUUGCCUUAACCUUUUCGCAGGACAUACAACAUGGAGAGGAUACAACAUUAUCAACAAGAUGUACAAGGUCUAUAGUUUAUUGUUGAACAAUGUUGCCUCAAAGACUGUAUCAUUUGCUUCAUCUCCAAGCUUUUUGAGUAGUAAGGAUGAUUUCUAUGUCACUGAAAAUGGUCUCGUCACUAUGGAAACAACCAAUGAUGUUUUCAAUGAAACCCUCUUCCAAUAUAUUACACCAAAGAGUGUCUUGUGUUGGGUUCGUUCCAUUGUUGCCAACAGACUUGCUACAACCUCUAAGGAAUGGGUCUACUAUUUUGGACUCUACAAUUCUGGUACUUAUAACAAUCAAUGGAUGGCUUUGGAUUACAAGAACUUUAAACCUGGAGUAUGUCAUUUGCCAAAGGAUUCUUUCUGGAUUUUGGAACAAAUUCCUGGAUCCGUCAUGACUAGAGAUGUUACUGAUGUUUUGAAUAAGCAAUCCUUCUGGAGCUCUUUUAAUAUUCCUUAUUUUGAACAUAUUUAUAACAUUUCAGGAUAUCAACAAGCCAAGCAAAAGUUUGGUAAUGAUUAUGAUUAUAAUUUGUGUUCUAGAGCUCUCAUUUUCAAGAGAGAACAAGCCAAGAUUGGAGCUGAUAGAUCUAAACCAGUUGAUUAUAAGGAUUUCGGUAGAGUUUUACAAUUCAAUGAAUGGAAGACUGAUCCAUACAGUUUAGGCGAUCCUAGCAAAGCUGUCUCAUCUAGAUAUGAUUUGAGAGAUCUAAGAUUCGCUGCCUUUGGUGGUAUUGAUACUAAGGUUACUGACUAUGUCAAGAAUUUGAAACACACUUCCAUGUGGGGUAUUUGUGGUCCUACCCAUCAAGACGAAUCUCAAACUCCACCAUUCACUUGGACUGAUAAAUUCAAGGCCACCCAUUUGGGCCAACCUCAAACUUAUAAUUUCGAUUGGGUUGAUUUGGAAGAUGUUGACUCCUUCUAUUCCUCUCUUUCACAAAAAUCUAAAAGAAGAAAUUAAACUGCCAAAAAUCAAUAAAUAUUUAUUGAACCUGU